AUGAAGAUGGAUGUAUAUUGUUUUGAAAGUGAUGUUUUCAACCAAGCUUUCCCUCAUGUUACAAUUCUUACAGAGGUUGUGAGACAGAAUGAAAGGGACAUGAUAAAGGCAAUCAGGGAGAUAUCCAUUGGAGUGGUGUCUGAUGAAACAAUCAAAUUAUUAAAAGAACUUCAAAGACCAUUACAAGAUGAAACCAUUAAACUUUUUUCUACAAACGAUUUAGUUGACGACUAUAAUCGUGAUAGGAUACUUGAUUUUCCUGGCCAAAUACAUGAAAAAAUUUCAAUUGAUACUGGUGAUAAAAAAUACUUGAAAGAGCAGACUGCACCUAGAAACCUUUGGCUUAAGAUUGGAAUUCCUGUGAUGCUCAUAAAGAAUUUAUCAGAUCAGUUGGUAAAUGGACUGAGGGGAACAGUGUAUGAUAUACAAGAAGAUGGAAAAGUACUAGUGGAGUUUCCAAAUAUGAAAGAGGCAACAUAUAUAGAAAAAGUUAGGUUUGAAGUAUUUGAUCCAAGAAAAAAUGCUGUUGUUGCAGUCAGGGAACAAUAUCCGCUGAAACCAGCCUAUGCACUUACUAUUCAUAAAAGCCAGGGUAUGACUUUGGAAAGAGUUGAAGUUGACUGCCGGGACAUAUUCAAACCAGGUCAACUUGGUGUAGCAAUGGGAAGAGCAUGCACACUGGAGGGCCUGAGG
This is a messenger RNA of Ruditapes philippinarum (Manila clam), 693 nucleotides long. RefSeq lists its product as uncharacterized. Lineage: Eukaryota; Metazoa; Mollusca; Bivalvia; Venerida; Veneridae. The annotation marks the transcript as partial. The record is from RefSeq and is a predicted model, not a curated record. The transcript is spliced from 3 exons.